AAAAAGGAGAGCUAAAGCAGUCCAGUGGCGCACAAGGGAAAAGGAUUCGAUCCAAAUUAAAAGAGGGCAGUUAUCUCAGUCUUAAACUCCUACCCCAGCAACCCAAAUCCGGAAAGAAACGAAGGAACAAAGGGCCCAAGAACAAAAAGAGUGCAGGGGUGAGAGACUCCUGGUCUCAUAAGUUCAAAUGACACCGGGAAUUCAGGAGAUGAGCGUCUCUAGCGGCUAAAUGAUUGAUCCCGUUGUACCCUUCGCUAUAAAAACGCAGCAACAAGGGUUUUAAAGGGGGAUUCUGGCUGCCAAGUUGGGAGAGCUGAGGGCCGAAGGAGGUAGGAGGAAGAGCCUGGGCUACGUGAGACUGUGCGUGACUGUUCAGCAAGGCUUGUAGCAAUGGUUUGCUGAUUCCCAGUUUAAUCUAUGGCAGCAGCACAAGUUUGUAUUUACAUUCUCCGUAUACUCUAAUCUUCUCCUGAAAUUUACUCCUGGGAACUUUGAUUUGUUAUUGCUAUUCGGUAUUAUUUUAAGAUGGUUAGAACAAAUUGCUACACUCUUAUUGUCUUGGUUUAUUUUUCUAUGAGUAGAUAAUUUUCUAAGUCCGGAUUAUGAUGAAGUUGCUAUGAUUUAGUAUAAAUUGUGAUUUUAGUUAAGUCAAUUGAUUGAGUUUUAUCCAUUGUUCUUAUUCACUUAAUUGAUCAUGUUAAUUUCUGGCCAACUUUAGUAUGAUUGAUUAAGUUGUUUGAGUGGAUUAAUAGAGUACAUGCCAUGCCUCUUAAUUCGAGCUCUUUUGGAUAAAAGAAUAGAUAAUUUAACUGUCUUGUUAGGUUGUCUAUUUGGUUCUUAAAUCGGGUUUCCGUAGUUCUUUUGUGAUUAAUGGAUUUUAACUAUUGAAUUGAUAAUUUCCUGUUGAUCAAUAGUUAAAGUACGUGACUUAUUCUGGACGUCAUACAGAAUAGUCAUAUUUUUGCCUAGAAUGAACCCUCAAUUUGAAUUGACUAACUAAAUCACAAAUACUAAAAAUUAGUGACAGAUUCAUAAUCCUGAACUACUUUUUCUCUUGUUUAGUUCUCAACCAAAUUCCCGUUGGUUGUUCAAUCAAUUUAUUUUAUGUCCUUUAAAUUCAUUGCACCCAUUUUAAUUCAAGCCUCACUUUUCAGUUUUAAAUCAAACAAACUCAAAAUUCAUAUUUUUAGUUACAUUAAAUUUACUUUUAUUUUUAUUAAUAGUUUUCCAAUUACUUAGUUGCAUUUUCCCCGUGGAUUCGACCCUUACUUGAGCACUGUACUACCGCGACUCGUGCACUUGCGAGGACUAUUAUUAAAUUGUCUAUCAAUUUUUGGCGCCGUUGCCGGGGAAUUUGUUUAACUAGUUUUUGGAAAAUUGUUAAUUUAAUUUUAUUUUAGUUAGUUGUGUUUGUUUUUCUUUUUUCUCUUUUUUUUGUAUGCUUGGUCGCAGAUCACUUAAUCCAGAUUUGAUAUCGUUGAAUGACCAAGUUGACUUAAUUAGCAAAAGGACAAAAAGGAGGCUCCAAUUUGCUCCUAAUCGAACAAUGGGUGACGCUACACUGAUGAAAGAGUUUGGGAGACCAACUGUAGGUGUCUCCCCAUCCUGCAUUGUACUGAGUGAGGCUGCCCGAAAUUAUGAUCUGAAGACUGUUCACUUUAAUCAAUUGCCAUCUUUCUACGGGCUUUCUUCUGAGGAUGCGUUGAUCUUUAUUCGAGAUUUCUAUGGCAUUAUCCAAAAUUUCCCUUUGCACGGAGUGACUGAAGAUGAGUUGAGGAUGAGGUGUUUUCCCUACACUCUCAAAGAUGCUGCGAAGACGUGGUUUAUGUCUUUAACACCUGGUUCAUUGCGCACUUGGACUGAUGUAUACAAUAAGUUCAUUGGCAAGUAUUAUUCUCAGUCGAAAACUUCAGAAUUAAGAAGAAAAAUUGCCAAUUUUACUCAAGCUGAAGGUGAGCCAUUUCAUGAGGCGUGGGAGAGAUUCAAGAUGCUACUCACUCAAUGUCCACACCACGGUUAUUCAUUGGCGCUCCAGAAUCAGACUUUCUAUGACGGUUUAAACCAAGGAUGCCAAGCUAUUGUUGACAACGCAGCUGGAGGAGCAAUGGGAGAGAAGACCGCAGAACAAACUUUAGAGCUUUUCGAGAUUCUUGGAGCCAAUUCACAACAGAAGAGUGUGCGGGGCAGAACUCCAGGAAUUUAUGAAGUGGGAGUUGGGACAGAACUAGCCAUCCAGAUGUCCGAGUUGUCCAAACAGAUGAAGAAUAUGUGCUCUGUGAUGACAACAAUGAGCAUGUCUACUCCCGUUGUGCAUGCAGUACCUGAAAGUGGUUUUGAGCAAGCCCACAUGAUGAACUCAUACAACCAAGGGCCAAGGAAUGAUCCAUUCUCCAACUCUUACAAUCCUGGUUGGAGAAAUCAUCCUAAUUUCUCAUGGGGUAACGCGCAACAAAGCAACCAGCCACCACCUAUACAGAAGAAGCCUGCUUUGGAGGAUACUUUGCAAACUUUCAUGCAAAUCUGCACCCAAAAUCAGCAGGCAAAUGAGCAGCGUUUUCAGCGCACCGAGGCCUCUUUGAGGAAGCUAGAAGUACAAGUUGGGCAGAUUGCUGAAUGUUUACAGGGCCAUGUGCAAGGGAAGCUACCAAGCCACACUGAGGAGGCAAAAGCUAUCACGGUUCUUAGGGGUGGCAAGAUAAUUGAGAAAGAUGAAGGACAACCCAUUGUGAAGCCACCGGAAGAGGUUGAAGCUGAAAAGAAAGAAGAAGUUGAGGCUGGGGAGACUGGGCUUCACAAAGCUAAGGAUCCAUAUGUGCCACCUAAGCCAUAUGUUCCACCCGUUCCUUUCCCAAACAGGUUAAAAAGUUCUAAAUUUAACAAUUCUUUUGAUGAGAUUUAUAAGUUGUCGUCUAAGGUUAAUGUGAAUCCGCCUCUUCUUGACAUGAUAAAAAACAUGCCUGCCUACGCUAAAUAUUUGAAAGAAUUGAGCACUAAAAAGCGUAGGUAUGAACCAAAUGAAAAAGUGUUUGUUUCUAAGGUUGUUAGUGAUGUUUUACAAAAAGAUUUGCCCCCAAAAUUAGAAGACCCUGACAGUUUUAUUAUCACCAUUAAUUUAGGGAAUUCUAAAUCUGAGAAAGCUAUGCUUGAUUUGGGGGCAAGUAUUAAUUUGAUGCCUUAUUCUGUUUAUUUGAAAUUAGGGGUGAAUGAGUUGAAAUCCACUACUAUGUCCCUACAGCUUGCUGAUCGUUCAACUAGAUAUCCAAGGGGCAUAGUAGAGGAUGUUUUAGUUCAAGUGGAUAAAUUGAUCAUUCCUACUGAUUUUGUGGUUUUGGAUAUGGAUGAUCAGUGUAAGUAUGUGAAAGAUAUGCCGAUUUUACUUGGUAGACCUUUUAUGGCUACUGCAAAAACCACGAUUGAUGUUCAAAAUGGAAAAUUGACUAUGAGUGUGCUUGAUGAAACUAUUGAGUUUUCCAUUUUGAAAUCAAUGAGUAUGUCGGCCGAUUCUAAUUCAUGUUUUGCAUUUGAUAUUCUUGAUCCUAUUGUUUCUUUGGACAAGUCACAGGAAGAUGGUCUUGCGAAUCAUGCUUUUGAGAAAGCGAAAGUUUGCAAGAAAGGCAUUAAUUGUUUGCAUCAAAAGUCCAUUUUGAGGAAGGAUUUUAAACCUGGAAUUAAAGUGUUAUUGCUUGACUCUCGUUUAAGAUUUCUUCCAGGAAAAAUAAAGUUUAAGUGGAUUGGACCGUUUGGGAUUCGCCGAGUUUUUCCCGACGGUGCAAUUCAGCUUAUAAAUCCAAAAUCCGGGAAUAUUUUUAAAAUGAAUGGUGAGAGAGUGAAGAGAUAUUCAUGUAAUGAAGAUUUGGUGGAGCAAGUUGAGAGUCUUGAGCUUUGGGAACAUUGUUGCUCUUGUUGUGUUUAAUCGCAUUUUUUUUAUUAAAAAAAUCAAAGAAAAAAAGUAAAAAAAAAAAAACAAAAGACAAAACAAAAAACAAAAAAAAAUCAUUUUCUUAAUUCUGUUCCCCCCCCCCCCAUUUUGUUCUUUUCUUUCUUUGUUUUCCUUAGUUUUGCAGGUUAAUUUCGAAGGCGUUUCAGUUCUGGUUUGAAGUGCACUAGGGAGUAUUUCUUUUCCAUUUUAUCAUUCCUUCAUUGUGCUUAAGGCUUGAAAUAAGUGUGGGGGGAGGAGUUGCUCCCAUUUUUUAGUUCUAUCUUAGUUUUAAAAAAAAAUCAGAAAAACUGCAAAAACAACAAAACAAAAAACAAAAACAAAAAAAACUGUUUUCUUGCUUGAAUUUGAGGGAAAUUUGAUUUCAGGAUUACUUUUUUGGCUUCAAGCUGUGAAAAGUUUCCCUUUCAUUGGUAUGUGGUAUGAUUGAUGGUCUCCAUGAUAGAUAUUCUCUUGAAUUUGAUUGAGUCCUCGCAUUGUUUUUACUUGGAGUCAAUUUCCUACUUUCUUGUGUCAUUGAUUUUGAUGUAUUUUUCAAUUCUUUAUGACCUUUUAGGAUGCAUCUCUAACGUUCUUGGAAAGAGUGUGAGUCCUUUGUCGUUUAGUUAACAUGAUAGAACUUGUCUUGUUGCUCUUUUGGAAGCUAAGUUAUUGUGCAAAUUGAUUGAGAAGUGAUCUAGGCCAUUUUUCAUAACCCCAAACCUUUUAGCCUACCCUUUGCAUUUUAUUUCCACUUGCUACCCCCCCUUGAGCCUAAGUGGUCUUAAAGCAUUCUAUCGUGCUUCUGACUAACAAUUUCUUUGUGAUUACCCAUCAAUGUUGACCCCGAGCCCAAAUAGCCAAAAUUUUCCCACACCCUUGAGUUGACAUUUUUUUUACUAAAUUUUGACUUGGAAGAGUUUUCAUUUUUUUUUGGAGCAUUUUUUUUCCCGGCAGUUUGUAUAGAUGUAAUAUUGUUGCGGCAGCUUGACAUUUCCUUUUAGAAGUAGUGUUGAUGUAGCAUUAAAAAAAAAGAGUUGAAAAAAUACAAAAAAAAUACAAAAAAACAGAAAAAAAAGUGAAAAAAGACAAAAAAAGAUGAGUUCAGUUGAAGUUUGUAUUCUUUUCACUUUAUGUAUGUACUCCGUUGUCUUAGAAGCCGGUUGAUUGUUGCAAUAGUUUUUUGUGCUCCUUUAGCAUAUUUUUGAGCUCUUCCUAGGAUCAGUUUAGUACAUAAAAUGACUUCUCCUUUGUUUGAAUUCCCAUAUCCUUUCUUUCAUUAAACCAUUACCCAUGGCCACGUUACAACCCCAAUAAAAGUCCAAGUGAUCUUGAUUAGUUUGUGCUUUGAUAAGGUGGAAGGAAGAGCAUAAGAUGACAAUAGAGUGUUGACUGAUUGACUUAGGACUUUGGAUAAUUUCUGUGAAUGUUACUUGAGCAUUUCACUAGGUCAUUUAGAAUUGUAAAAGACAUCUCUAUUAAUGACAUGUGAGUCUAGUUGAUUGACUUUUGAGUUUGACAUUGUGGUGGAUACUUGAUUCGAAUUUCUCGAGUUAUCUUGUUAUGGAGGGGUUUGUUGGAAUGCUUGGUGAGUGAAAGGGGAAUUUGAUCACUUGUGGCUGAUUUAGUUUCUUGAUAUUAAUUUUCCUUGAGGACAAUAAAAUGCAAGUGUGGGGGAGUUUGAUGAGCUAGAAUUUGUGCUUCAUUUUUAUAUUAUUUUAUUAAAAUUCUAAGCUCAUUAUUUACCUAAUUGAGAGGUUUGAGUUAUAUUGUGUGAUAAAAAUGAUUUUUACAGGUGAGAACUUUAAUUGAAGGAUUUGAGGACUUUUGGACUAAUUUGUGGAGAUUUUUCCUUUUCCAAGGGUUGUUAAGAAAUAAAAAGAAGUGAGUCAAAUACUUUUUGUUUUGGAGAAAGCCAAAAAACAAAAGGAAAAAGAGGAUUACUCCUCUUAAUUUAUACGGCAACAGCAAAAGAAAAAAAAGGAGAGCUAAAGCAGUCCAGUGGCGCACAAGGGAAAAGGAUUCGAUCCAAAUUAAAAGAGGGCAGUUAUCUCAGUCUUAAACUCCUACCCCAGCAACCCAAAUCCGGAAAGAAAAGAAGGAACAAAGGGCCCAAGAACAAAAAGAGUGCAGGGGUGAGAGACUCCUGGUCUCAUAAGUUCAAACGACACCGGGAAUUCAGGAGAUGAGCGUCUCUAGCGGCUAAAUGAUUGAACCCGUUGUACCCUUCGCUAUAAAAACGCAACAACAAGGGUUUUAAAGGGGGAUUCUGGCUGCCAAGUUGGGAGAGCUGAGGGCCGAAGGAGGUAGGAGGAAGAGCCUGAGCUACGUGAGACUGUGCGUGACUGUUCAGCAAGGCUUGUAGCAAUGGUUUGCUGAUUCCCAGUUUAAUCUAUGGCAGCAGCACAAGUUUGUAUUUACAUUCUCCGUAUACUCUAAUCUUCUCCUGAAAUUUACUCCUGGGAACUUUGAUUUGUUAUUGCUAUUCGGUAUUAUUUUAAGAUGGUUAGAACAAAUUGCUACACUCUUAUUGUCUUGGUUUAUUUUUCUAUGAGUAGAUAAUUUUCUAAGUCCGGAUUAUGAUGAAGUUGCUAUGAUUUAGUAUAAAUUGUGAUUUUAGUUAAGUCAAUUGAUUGAGUUUUAUCCAUUGUUCUUAUUCACUUAAUUGAUCAUGUUAAUUUCUGGCCAACUUUAGUAUGAUUGAUUAAGUUGUUUGAGUGGAUUAAUAGAGUACAUGCCAUGCCUCUUAAUUCGAGCUCUUUUGGAUAAAAGAAUAGAUAAUUUAACUGUCUUGUUAGGUUGUCUAUUUGGUUCUUAAAUCGGGUUUCCGUAGUUCUUUUGUGAUUAAUGGAUUUUAACUAUUGAAUUGAUAAUUUCCUGUUGAUCAAUAGUUAAAGUACGUGACUUAUUCUGGACGUCAUACAGAAUAGUCAUAUUUUUGCCUAGAAUGAACCCUCAAUUUGAAUUGACUAACUAAAUCACAAAUACUAAAAAUUAGUGACAGAUUCAUAAUCCUGAACUACUUUUUCUCUUGUUUAGUUCUCAACCAAAUUCCCGUUGGUUGUUC
Cuscuta epithymum is the source of this 6983-nucleotide messenger RNA. NCBI's taxonomy places the organism in Eukaryota, Viridiplantae, Streptophyta, Magnoliopsida, Solanales, Convolvulaceae. The record is from the annotation of a GenBank genome assembly.